Colletotrichum orchidophilum is the source of this 1236-nucleotide messenger RNA. RefSeq lists its product as uncharacterized. The transcript has 3 exons. Bases 1 to 1236 code for a protein of 411 amino acids. Lineage: Eukaryota; Fungi; Ascomycota; Sordariomycetes; Glomerellales; Glomerellaceae. The record is from RefSeq and is a predicted model, not a curated record.
AUGUCGGCCGACUCUGGUCCGUCGCCGCUACCCGGGCUUCCUGGAUUCGAUCCGCAAAACAUCCGACCAUGGACUAUCGAAGUGGUCGCCUCGAUGACAGUACUCGCGGUAGUGGCCGUCGGGCUCCGUCUCUUCAGUCGUCAAACGAAAGGACAGAAGCUGUGGUGGGAUGAUUACUUGAUAGUAUGGUCGAUGUUGUGGAAUCUCGUUGUCGUUGGAUUCAUCUUUGCGAUGCACUCGGUGGGCAUGGGUCUCCACGCAGACAAGGUCGGAGUCGACAACAUCGUAAAGAUGGCCAAGUAUCUCCUUGUGGCAGAGAUUCUCUACGCCUGGAAUCUAGGGUGGACCAAGCUGAGCUUAAUGUUGAUGUACUACCGCAUUUUCCACAUUCCAUUUUUCAAGAAGAUGACGUGGUUUGUCAUCUCCUUUGUCUUCGCCUGGGUCAUUUGCAUCACCUUUCUCUUCAUCUUCAUUUGCGUCCCGGUCGAGAAGCUUUGGUAUCCCGACAUACCAGGAAGAUGCAUCAAUCAAGUCGCUACAUGGAUCGCCAACGCGGCCUCGACUAUUUUCACAGAUCUUCUCAUCUUGCUGCUGCCCCUUCCUCAGGUAUGGAAGUUACAGUUGCAAAAGGCUGAGAAAAUUGCCCUGACCUUUGCUUUUGGUCUCGGGUUCUUCGUUGUCUUCACCUCGGCAUACCGAACAAGCGUCCUCUUCACCUACAGCGGCACCGACCCGAGCUAUACCCUCGCCCCGACAGUCGGCUGGACCUCCAUCGAAAUGUCAGCCGGUAUAGUCUCCGCCUGCCUGCCAACCAUCCGUCCCGCCUUGCAGCGCAUCGUCCGAGCCUGUGGUUUCAAGGGCAGCAUGGGCGGAAUGUUCCGCAGCACGACGGCGCUGGGCUUCGGCUCCAGCAGGAACAAGUCCAACUUUAGCAACGGCAUGUCCUCGCAGGACCCGCACACCAACACCGGCUCUCAGAUUCCUCGCAACCUCUCGACGACCAAGCACGGUGUCGGCGAAGAUGGUUUCUACCGGUUGCCCGACGACAAUGGCUCCGAGGGCACCAGCCGCCAGCCUACGCCCCCCUUGGCGGACUCAAAGCUGAGGCCUGACACUACCGGAUUCGGGUAUUCCAUUUCGAGUUAUCCUGUCAAAGAGGGGGAUGAUAAGAGCGAUGACGAAAUUCCCCUCCAUGCCAUCCGAGUGCAGAGGGACUUUAAACACACGACAGAAUGA